This is a messenger RNA of Aspergillus steynii IBT 23096, 2526 nucleotides long. Its product is annotated as nitrogen permease regulating protein NPR2. Bases 1 to 2526 code for a protein of 841 amino acids. Gene Ontology annotation, cellular component: GATOR1 complex; vacuolar membrane. The transcript is spliced from 5 exons. The record is from RefSeq and is a predicted model, not a curated record. NCBI's taxonomy places the organism in Eukaryota, Fungi, Ascomycota, Eurotiomycetes, Eurotiales, Aspergillaceae. Gene Ontology annotation, molecular function: GTPase activator activity. Gene Ontology annotation, biological process: negative regulation of TORC1 signaling; positive regulation of autophagy.
AUGCACAAACCGUCGUUGGCACAGAUUGUGCACAGCGCGACCUUCCCACGCCCGCGCACGAGCGACCCGGCGACGUUCUCGGCUCACAUCACUCGUAACCUAGUCCCUGAAGUUCGUAUCGAGACCUCCACCUUCUAUGGGUCGCUAGACAAAGUUGAGGCUCAAUACCCGGGCCUAGAUUAUUCGUACGGACCCCAUCGCAUGCGGCUCAGUCGGUUCCCGUGGCAUCGUCGACUGUUCAGAGUCUUCGACGAGCUAGGAUUGACGGAGGCGGAGAUCUCUUCUCUGUGUCGCUGGGAGGGUACCAAAUCGGCUCGCGAGCGCUACGAGAAGGAGGAAGGCGUCAAGGUGGAAGAUACCACGGCCGACGGCGUCCGACCCGCCUCGCCCGCUCCGUUACCUUCGAUCGAAAUCCAUUACGAAGAUGGUCCCGAGCGGGUCCGAGAACAAGAGCCCAAGGAGGAGAUCUACGAGGACGUCGUGCGCCCCGCCGCUGUCGCCGCCACCGAUCGCGACGUUGAAUGUGAGAUACAGGCACUGAAGGUGGAGGAGGAAUCGAGUGACGAGGAGAUGGAGAGCUGCGGAGUGGAGCUGAACCACCGUCUCCUGGCAGCCAGUGCUGCUCGCGAGCAGGGCGCAAAUGUGCCUCUCGACGAGGAUUGGGAGCAAUGGUUAAAGGAAGCCGGAGAACGCGGAAGCUACACCGACGUGCUCAGUGCGAUUCGAACGGGUCAGCCGUUGAAUAUCUUGUACGACAUGUCCUCCUCCGUGCCCCAUCUGGGAACGCGACGAUGUUCUGAAACGAUCGCCUUGCUGCCCCUUCCAAUCGCCCUGUCGUCAUCGCCCCUCGCUAUGAUCAAGGCCAUUUUCUACAGCAAAUUCGACACGCAAGAGGGCCCCAAGGUCGUUCACCAAGUUCCUGAUGGAGCUAUCGUCCCCUCCAGCACGGCACCCUCGCAGCCGCUCUUCCUCACCUUCUCCGACGUGUCCUUCUUCGUGAUCCCUCGCCAGGAGCUCUGCGGAAACCUCAUUCAAGUGUGCACCAACGGCUACCGCAUUCUGGGCUAUCCCAUCUGCAUGAAAUCCCUCCGCUACGAUCGAAAUGAAUUCAUCUUCAAUUUUUGCCUGGUGCUCGCGGAGGAAGAAGACUUCAGCACGUACAAGAGCGUCGUUCAGAAACUGGCGGAUUUGAUGCAUGGGCUGGAGGAACAGAAUGGGUUUUUGUCUCGAGACCAUUCCAAGAGCGGCGAGGGGAAGGUGUACAGUUUGUGCGAAACGCUGAUGGAGGAUCUGAAUAAUUACUGCGAGAGCAUGAUUCCAAUCGACGACCUGAACACCUUGAACGUCAAACUGUUCCCCGUCUAUCCUGCUCCCCCGUCGGUUCGAGCCUGGCAGGUCCCCCUGUUCACAGUCCGGUACCAGGCCUUUAUGGACGAGAACUGGGAUCUGACAAUGCAACGGAUCGUGCCUCACAUCAACGGUGUCAAUAGCGUCCGCAUUAUCUCCAUCCUCGCGGACACCGACUUCUCCCUGACUUGUCGCGCAAUCCGCCACCUCCUAUACUAUGGCUGCCUCUUCCUCCUCGACAUUUUCUCCUUCUCCGCCAUCUACGCUCCCACCGCUCAAUUCAGCGCCACCAUCGCCUCCGACGAAGACAUGCAGCGCGAAUGCGCCCGCUACGUCAACGCUACCUUCGCCUCCCCAACCACAGCCUCUACCAACUUCGACCCCGACCUGCCCCCACGACACAACGACCCCGACGCCGUCUGGCCGCCCAUCGGUGACCCCAUCCCCAUCGACCUCGCCAGCACAGACGGAAGCCCGCGCCCCGUCAGCCCCAGCACAACAUCCAAAUCCGGCUCCACCGCACGCGAAGACCACCCCCCCCGUCGCCACCAAACAGGGACAUCCGCCGUAACAGAAGACAGCACGAACGGCGCCAUCACCAGCACCAGCACCAACACCAGCCCCGUCGUCGACGGCGUCUCCAUCAUCGAGCUCUACGCCAGCCUGAAACAAGGCCAAAGCGUGAAACAAUGGUACAUCCAACACAGCCGACAGCUGGCGCACAUCGACAUCCGACGCUUCAUCACCUUCGGCGUCAUCAAAGGCUUCCUCUACCGCGUGCACAAAUACGCCAUCGCCACGGGCAUGCCCGCCCCGUCCUCCAAAUCCUCUCACUUCCACCACCAGCACCUCCACAACUACCCCACCAGCGGCCCGUCCUCGCGCGGCCCCGGCACCGGCACAAAUAGCCCCUACGCGUCCAGCGUCGGCGACGACCCGGCUCCCAUCGCCGGCGGCGGCGACCAGGCCACGUCUCUGCACAGCGGCAGUCGUCCGGGCACGGUGGUGGUGGUGGACGACGAGGACGACGAGGAUUUCAUCGACGAUAAGACCCUGUCGAAGUUUCUGGACGGGAUGCACUGUUUCGAUCAGAUCUGUACGGAGCUGGAAAUCAGUGAGAAGGAGCUGACGGGGCGGUUGAAGCGCUAUCCCGGGGAGGUCUUGAUUGUACAUCGAUAG